This is a messenger RNA of Lachancea thermotolerans CBS 6340, 3366 nucleotides long. It is a transcript of the gene CPA2, whose product is annotated as carbamoyl-phosphate synthase (glutamine-hydrolyzing) CPA2. The transcript has a single exon. Gene Ontology annotation, molecular function: metal ion binding; aspartate carbamoyltransferase activity; dihydroorotase activity. NCBI's taxonomy places the organism in Eukaryota, Fungi, Ascomycota, Saccharomycetes, Saccharomycetales, Saccharomycetaceae. The record is from RefSeq and is a predicted model, not a curated record. Gene Ontology annotation, biological process: UTP biosynthetic process; 'de novo' pyrimidine nucleobase biosynthetic process; L-citrulline biosynthetic process. Bases 1 to 3366 code for a protein of 1121 amino acids. Gene Ontology annotation, cellular component: cytosol; cytoplasm.
AUGUCCAGCGUUCCAUCUAUUUACGAGUCCACCCAACCAACAACGUCGGCUUUCAACACGCCAGACUACAACCCACAGCUCGUGAAAGGCGUGGAGUCCGUUUUAGUGAUCGGCUCCGGUGGUCUUUCCAUUGGCCAAGCGGGAGAAUUCGACUACUCAGGAUCGCAGGCUAUUAAGGCUCUGAAGGAGGCUAACAAGAGAACUAUUCUUAUCAACCCGAACAUCGCGACAAACCAGACGUCGCACUCUCUGGCAGAUGAAGUAUACUACCUGCCAGUUACCCCCGAAUACAUCACUUACAUCAUCGAGCGCGAAAGGCCAGACGCUAUUCUGUUGACUUUCGGUGGCCAAACCGGUCUGAAUUGCGGUGUUGCUCUGGAUAAGCUGGGUGUGCUGCAGAAAUACGGCAUCAAGGUUUUAGGAACACCCAUCAAGACUCUGAUAACCUCAGAAGACAGAGACCUUUUCGCCCAGGCGCUGAAGGAAAUCAACAUCCCUACUGCCGAGUCCUUCGCAUGCGAGACUGUCGACGAGGCUUUGUCUGCUGCGGCGAGAGUUCAAUAUCCAGUCAUCGUCAGAUCCGCCUAUGCUUUAGGUGGUCUGGGCUCUGGCUUUGCCAACAACGAAGGCGAGAUGAAGGAGCUUGCGGCCCAGGCCUUAUCUCUAUCCCCACAAAUUCUGGUUGAAAAGUCCCUGAAGGGCUGGAAGGAGGUCGAGUACGAAGUUGUCCGUGACAGAGUAGGAAACUGUAUCACCGUGUGUAACAUGGAGAACUUUGACCCUCUAGGUGUUCACACUGGUGACUCCAUCGUUUUUGCUCCUUCGCAGACAUUGUCUGACGAAGAGUUCCACAUGUUGAGAACUGCCGCUAUCAAGAUCAUUAGACACCUGGGUGUUGUGGGUGAGUGUAACGUCCAGUACGCGCUACAACCAGAUGGUUUGGACUAUAGAGUAAUUGAGGUUAAUGCCCGUUUGUCCCGUUCCUCUGCUUUGGCUUCGAAAGCUACCGGAUACCCACUGGCCUACACUGCUGCCAAGAUCGCUCUCGGCUACACCCUACCUGAGCUUCCUAACCCCGUCACUAAAACCACUGUUGCAAACUUUGAACCCUCAUUGGAUUACAUUGUUGCAAAGAUUCCUCGUUGGGAUUUGUCAAAGUUCCAACAUGUCAACAGAUCAGUUGGCUCGUCAAUGAAGUCCGUGGGUGAGGUCAUGGCCAUUGGUAGAAACUUCGAGGAAGCCUUCCAAAAAGCCAUCAGACAGAUCGACCCCUCCUUCUUGGGUUUCCAGGGAUCUGACGAGUUCGGCGACAAACUAGAUGACGUUCUCGCUAACCCAACUGACAGAAGAUGGCUCGCAAUUGGCCAGGCUUUGAUCUACGAAGGCUACUCCGUCGAGAAAGUUCAUGAGCUAUCUAAGGUUGACUCUUGGUUCUUGUACAAGUGCAUGAACCUUGUCGACAUGUACAAGGAACUGGACGCCGUGAACAAACUCGAGGACCUCGACAAGGAUUUGUUGACUAGAGCUAAAAAGAUGGGAUUCUCUGACAAGCAGAUUGCUGUUUCCAUUAACAAGGGCAGUGAGGCCAACGUGCACGAGCUAGACGUUAGAAAAGUCAGAAAGUCUUUCGGCAUUGUACCUUUCGUCAAGAAGAUCGACACUCUAGCCGCCGAGUUUCCUGCAAACACCAACUACCUGUACACAACUUACAACGCAACCAAGAGCGACAUUGACUUCAAUGACAACGGUGUCUUGGUUUUGGGUUCUGGUGUUUACCGUAUCGGGUCUUCCGUCGAGUUCGACUGGUGUGCCGUGAACACCGCCAGAGCUUUGAGAGAGAAGGGCAAAAAAACCGUGAUGAUCAACUAUAACCCAGAAACAGUGUCUACUGACUUUGAUGAAGUCGACAGAUUGUACUUCGAAGAAUUAUCUUUUGAAAGGGUGAUGGACAUCUAUGAGUUGGAGAACUCCGAAAGCGCAGUUAUCUCUGUUGGUGGCCAGCUUCCUCAGAAUAUCGCUUUGAAGAUGCUGGAGAACGGUGCUAACAUUCUGGGUACUAGUCCUGUUGAUAUUGACAGAGCCGAGAACAGACACAAGUUCUCAUCCAUCUUGGACACUAUUGGCGUCGACCAACCUGAGUGGAGUGAACUGUCUUCUGUUGCAGAGGCAAAGGAGUUUUCGCAGAGUGUAGGCUACCCAGUUUUGAUCCGUCCAUCCUAUGUGCUGUCCGGUGCAGCCAUGAGCGUGGUGAACUCGGAGCACGAGCUGGAGACCAAGCUCACCAACGCCUCAGAUGUUUCUCCAGACCAUCCAGUUGUGAUCUCGAAGUUCAUUGAGGGUGCGCAGGAAAUUGACGUGGACGCCGUUGCUUACAAUGGUAAGGUUUUGGUCCACGCCGUUUCCGAGCAUGUAGAGAACGCCGGUGUCCAUUCUGGUGAUGCUACUCUGAUCCUUCCUCCUCAAUCCUUGAGCGAGAGCAUUAAGAACAGACUGUAUGAUAUCGCGCAGAAGGUCGCCGAAGCCUGGAAGAUCACUGGCCCAUUCAACAUGCAGAUUAUCAAAGACGACAGACACGCCGGCACUUCUUUGAAGGUUAUCGAAUGUAACAUCAGAGCUUCUAGAUCGUUCCCUUUUGUCUCCAAGGUGCUGGGAUGCAACUUUAUCGACGUCGCCGUCAAGGCCUUCUUGGGCGAUGAUGUGCCAAAGCCCGUCAACCUGAUGUCCGAGGAGUAUCCUUACGUGGCCACCAAGGUUCCACAGUUCUCCUUCACCAGACUAGCUGGCGCAGACCCCUUCUUGGGUGUUGAGAUGGCUUCAACGGGUGAGGUCGCGUCUUUCGGCAGAGAUGCCCUGGAGAGUUACUGGACUGCGAUGCAGAGCACCAUGAACUUUAGCGUGCCACUGCCACCUAGCGGUAUCCUGUUUGGCGGUGACCUGUCCAAGGAGUAUCUGGGCCAGGUCGCACAUACAAUCGGCACGCUGGGCUUCAAGGUCUACACAACAAGCGAGGACGCCAAGCAAUACCUCCAGAAGUACGUGCCCGCGUCGUGCGAGGUUGGAAUCAUCGAGUUCCCCAAGAACGACAAGAGAAAGUUGCGCGAGGUGUUCCAGCACUACGACAUCAAGGCCGUCUUCAACCUGGCCGCGAAGAGAGCCGAGUCGCUGCAGGACGUGGACUACGUCAUGAGAAGAAACGCGAUCGACUUUGCGUUGCCACUGUUCAACGAGCCCCAGACCGCGCUGCUGUUUGCCAAGGCUCUCAGCGCGAAGGUGGGCGAGAAGCUCAAGAUCCUAGAGUCCCAGGACGUGAUCGUUCCGCCAGAGGUGCGCACCUGGCACGAGUGGAUCGGCCAGAGACCCAUGUAG